Molecule: messenger RNA, 2069 nt
Organism: Punica granatum (pomegranate)
Lineage: Eukaryota; Viridiplantae; Streptophyta; Magnoliopsida; Myrtales; Lythraceae
Source: RefSeq, a predicted model, not a curated record
AAGACAGCCUCCCACUAACCCUAAUACUCUGUCUCGCUCUCCUCUGAAGCCUCGUCCAUGGCUUCACGCAGGCUCUUAUCCACAUUUCUCCGAUCCUCGGCCCGCCGAUCUCCGUCCUCCAGGUCCGCCUUCUCCGGCCCCAAGGCUUCCCCCUGCCCCUACGCUUCCCACCGCCCCUCCCCGGCCGGAUACCUCCUCACUCGAGCGGCGGAGUACGCCACAUCCGCCGCGGCUGCCUCGCCGCCCUCCCCGCCUCCCCCGACGAAGGACGCCGGGAAGGGGAAGAUCACCGAUGAGUUCACCGGCGCCGGCGCGAUCGGCCAGGUCUGCCAGGUGAUCGGUGCCGUCGUAGAUGUCCGGUUCAAUGAGGGGCUGCCCCCCAUCCUCACGGCCCUCGAGGUGCAGGGCCACUCCAUAAGGCUGGUGCUUGAGGUUGCCCAGCACUUGGGGGAAAAUGUGGUCAGGACUAUCGCUAUGGACGGGACUGAGGGUCUUGUCCGUGGCCAGCGCGUGCUCAACACUGGCUCCCCUAUCACUGUGCCGGUUGGGAGGGCUACACUUGGCCGUAUCAUUAAUGUCAUCGGAGAGGCCAUUGAUGAAAGAGGAGAACUCAAGACCGACCACUACCUGCCCAUCCACAGAGAAGCUCCGGCAUUUGUGGAGCAGGCGACUGAGCAACAGAUCCUUGUCACUGGUAUUAAGGUCGUUGACAUGCUCGCUCCAUACCAAAGAGGAGGAAAGAUUGGACUCUUUGGUGGUGCUGGUGUUGGAAAGACUGUGCUAAUCAUGGAGCUUAUUAACAAUGUUGCAAAAGCUCAUGGUGGUUUCUCUGUGUUUGCUGGUGUGGGAGAGCGUACUCGUGAGGGCAAUGACUUGUACAGGGAAAUGAUUGAGAGUGGUGUCAUUAAGCUAGGGGAGAAGCAGGCUGAUAGCAAGUGUGCUCUUGUCUAUGGUCAAAUGAAUGAGCCCCCUGGUGCCCGUGCUCGUGUCGGGCUUACUGGGCUUACUGUGGCAGAGCACUUCCGUGAUGCUGAAGGGCAGGAUGUGCUGCUUUUCAUUGACAACAUUUUCCGAUUCACGCAAGCGAACUCUGAGGUGUCUGCGCUGCUUGGUCGUAUUCCUUCUGCCGUGGGUUACCAACCAACCUUGGCUACAGAUCUUGGAGGUCUUCAGGAGCGUAUUACAACCACGAAGAAAGGCUCCAUCACAUCAGUGCAAGCCAUUUAUGUGCCUGCUGAUGACUUGACAGAUCCAGCCCCUGCUACCACUUUUGCCCACUUGGAUGCUACAACUGUGUUGUCGCGACAGAUUUCAGAACUUGGAAUCUAUCCUGCUGUGGAUCCCCUCGACUCGACAUCCCGUAUGCUCUCUCCUCACAUUUUGGGGGAGGAUCACUACAACACAGCUCGUGGAGUGCAAAAGGUUCUUCAGAACUAUAAAAAUCUUCAGGAUAUUAUUGCUAUUCUGGGAAUGGAUGAGCUCAGUGAAGAUGACAAAUUGACUGUCGCUCGUGCCCGUAAGAUCCAGCGUUUCUUGAGCCAGCCUUUCCAUGUUGCUGAAGUCUUCACGGGUGCCCCUGGCAAGUAUGUCGAAUUGAAGGAGAGCAUUGCCAGCUUCCAGGGUGUGUUGGAUGGGAAGUACGAUGAUCUCCCCGAGCAGUCAUUCUACAUGGUUGGAGGCAUCGAGGAAGUCCUUGCCAAGGCCGAAAAGAUUGCUAAGGAAUCUGCAUCUUAGUGCAGUCGCUGCUCUCAUUCUUCUCAUUUACUUCUCUUCAGCAGAUUAUUGAGAAAAUUAAUAAUUUAGGCGCUGUUGGCGAUGCCCAGCAAAAGGAUUCUUUUUCCCCUCACCAGAGACCAAAAUGGUUUAGGAUCUCCGUUUGUGGUCCAUCUGUGCUGUUAAUGUUGUUGCUGAGUGUGCAAAAGGAAAUGGAGUUGAAUCAGUGCCCUGUCCCAAAAACCAAACCCUCUUUUCUUAAUAAAGUGCAAGAGAAAACUGAGGCAGGCAUUGGGGACAUGUAUAUUGUUUUUUUGAUGCUCUCAGAAUAUCGAGUUGGGUUUCAAUUGUGUUGA